Messenger RNA from Protopolystoma xenopodis, 213 nucleotides. NCBI's taxonomy places the organism in Eukaryota, Metazoa, Platyhelminthes, Monogenea, Polystomatidea, Polystomatidae. The record is from the annotation of a GenBank genome assembly.
AUGUGCUAUGGGGUGGGCAAAAGAAGGCUUGACCUUCUGCCCGCCAAGCUGGAGCCUAUGCUGACUGGUACCGGGUUAUCUGACCUCCUGCACUAUUUUAGACUCCGCUCUCCAUCCACAUGUCAAUCGGCCAUAACCGGCCUAUACUUCCGACUAGAGGAAGACACUCUUUAUGCUGAAAGGGACAAGACACGAAAAGAUCUGUCUAAUUGA